AUGUCUGACCUUGGACGUCAACGGGAUGAGCUAGAAUCCCUAAAAUCAAUCUACGGAGACAUCUUGACAGAUAAAACGUCUUCCAAUAAGGUGUGGAGCCAGAACGCCAGCCCGCAUUUCCAGAUCGCUCUUCUGUCUCAUGAAAAUCCCGAUCGACCUGUAGUCAGUCUAGUGCUAGAUAUUCAGUUUACGCCCACAUACCCAAGUCUGUCGCCAUUGGUCACUCUCGCUGAAACGAAGAAUUUGCUUCGUGCUAAUGUAGCUCGCGUCCAUGAGAAAAUAUCCUCGAUCCUCAAAGAAUACAAGGGAGAAGAGGUUUGCUUCACACUUAUCAUGGAUAUCAAGGAACUACUAGAUGACCUUCAACUGACAACCGAGCAAGUUCUUUCAUUGGAGGAAGAGAGACGAAAACGGCUUGAAGCUGAACGACUCAUGCUCGAACAGCGAGAAAAGGAAGCUCGCAGGAAAGAAAAGCUGCUUAAAAUGAAAAAGUCCAAGGAGGCAAACGAAGAAAUCCGCCAAAUCAAUCGCGACAAUGGCGAGGACAGUAGAGACAUGCAUGGAGAAAACCAAUUCAGCGGUGCGGGCGCCGCAGAGCUUCUUCUUCCGACUGGGGAUGCUAUUGCAGAGGAAUCUUUUGUAUUCGAUAAUACUCUAUUAGGAGAUGUCCCCAAAAGUAGUGCUCAAUUUCAGUUCCGUGCUGUGACUGGAUUCGUUAGGUCUCAUAGCAAGGAUUUGCUACUGGGCGUAGGUGCUCAGUACAUUGUUCGUCCAUACGUUGCGCCUUCUACUCCCAAACGCUUGGCAAGCCAAAUCAAAGACCUUGGAUACCUCUUGACUGUCAUUGAACUCAAUGAUGAGCUUUGGCCAACUCGGGAUGCUCGGGCUGAAAUAAGAAAAUUGGAGGCUCAGCUAGAGGCAGCCAUGUCUCUCCCGCGUUCAGCAUCCAUUUUGAAGGUGUAUGGAUUUCAAAUCGAUAAGAAAGCUGGCAAAAAGUCCAUUUGGGAGGCCAGAAUACUUACAGAAUUGCCUACCUCUCAGAACUUGGACUCUGUGCUCCAAACGGCUGGAUUUAUCAAUUGGACCAUCGCUCGCAAUUGGCUCAUUCAAAUACUACCUGCUCUAGAACUUCUCCAUAAUGCUGGCUUGGCACAUCGCCUUAUAUGCCCCCUCAGCGUUCUUUUGUGCGACGAGGAUGACGAAUUGAGCUCUAGAAUAUUGAAAUUGUGUCAUCCAACGUAUGGUCUCACAAUUUUAGACAUGGCCCAGGCCAAAAUCUCAACAGAACCAAACUUUCUUGAUGCAUUUAUUCCUCGCCGAUGGCACGAUCCUGAUGUCACUAGUGACGCUUUCAAAGGUGACAUAUGGCAGUUGGGUGUAUUAUUCAUGCGUGUGAUGUUAGGUUACAAAGUACAAGAAGAAGAAUUCUUGACUCCUCUGGAUUUCUUCAAUCAUUUCGAUCCGUAUAAUUAUCCCGGCGUGGAGGAAUAUGCCGAGAGAGUAUUUGAUCUCUUGAGUAAGAUGCUUCAACUGAAAGCUACUAAACGUUUGUCGAUCUUAGAGUUGAACACCGUCAAAUUUCUUCGUGCUGGUCUCGAUAUUGACCAGACUCGACAUAAUGCACUCAAUCUCUUGAAGUACGAACAUGAUCCUGAAGGUGUCAUUGAUUCUGAAGCAAACACAGAUGUUCAAAACUCGACUAUCACAGGUGCAGUGAAAUCGUCUCCUUCUGCGUUGGCAACUGCCAGACAGAGCGCUGCUCCCUCGAAUGCUGCAGCCAGGAGAAGAUAUUCAGAUAACCAGUCAUCGAUCCCACCUAUAACCAAUUCUUUCUUUCAGACUCCAGAUCAAAACCAGUCAAUUUUAACUGACUCGAGAUACAAAAGAGAAUUUGAAGAAGUUGGCAAACUAGGAAAAGGAGCGUUUGGGGAGGUUGUUAAGGCAAGGAACCGAAUGGAGGGCACCUAUUACGCUAUCAAGAAGAUUAAACAUAAACACAACAAGUUGGAAACAUUGCUCAGUGAAGUUCUAUCUUUGGCAAGAUUGAACCAUCAGUAUAUUGUGAGAUACUACGGAUGUUGGGUGGAAGAUGUUAUUGAUGCGGGUUCCCGAGGCGACAGCGCCCUUUCCUCUGAAACUGAGGAUGAAAGUGAGCUCUCUGAGGAGGAUGAAGAAUUUGAUAUACCUGUGAAUUUUCGGUCUUCGUCUUUUUUGAAGAGCCACGAUAACUCGUUUCAAGUCGACUACUUCAGCAAUUCAGUUGCACUGCUCAAUUAUGGAAGCAACUUCGACGAUAAUAUCAUUUUCGCAAACAGCGACCUGGAUGAGCCCUAUGCUGACUUUUCUACCACCGGGGAGUCUAAUGAUGCACAUUCUGAUGAGAGCGAUGGAGACAGCGACAGCCUAAGUAGUGAGUCUUCGACAGACAGCGAAUCAAAUGAUCAAAGAGAUAGAGCUCUUGACUCACAUUUUGCUCAAGGAUAUGAGCAACGGAAGUGUAUUCUCUACAUUCAGAUGGAGUUUUGUGAAAACAACACAUUGUAUGAUCUCAUUGAGAAAGGCCUUCCCGGAAAUCCUGAUGAGUAUUGGAGAUUAUUCCGAGAAAUUCUAGAAGCAGUAUCCUACAUUCACAGCAGUGGUUUCAUUCAUAGAGAUUUGAAACCCACAAAUAUUUUCAUCGACAAAUCUAACCACAUCAAGGUUGGUGAUUUUGGUCUCGCUAAGAACUCCCAGUUUUCUUCAGCGAUACAGAAAGAUAAUCAAGUUGCACCGAAAAAUAAAGAUCUUUCCACAGUAGUGGGAACUUUCUUUUAUACUGCAAAAGAGGUUGCAAGUGGAGACUACGACGAAAAAGUUGAUAUGUACUCUUUGGGUAUCAUAUUCUUUGAAAUGUGCUAUAAAUUAGGGACAGGUAUGGAAAGGGCUAUGAUUUUGAACAAGCUCCGUUUGGUUGAUGUUCAGUUUCCCAGUGAUUUUGCAUUCUCGAAGAAACCUACAGAGAAAAAGAUCAUCUCUAAUCUCUUGAGUCAUGACCCCAAAGUACGGUCUAGUGCUUCUGAGCUCUUACAGAGUGGACUUAUACCUGUAGAGCAUCAAGAUGUCAUUAUCAAGGAAGCUUUGAGAUCUCUAGCAGAUCCCGCUUCUCCUUGGCAACAACAAGUGAGAGAGACACUUUUCCAUCAACCAUAUCUGUUAGCAAGAGACAUCAUGUUUGAUAGAGUUGGAAAGGAAUCGCACUCCGACAUUCUUGAACACACUUCUAAUGACUACCUCAUUUUGAGCUAUCUUUUGGACACAAUCUCUGAAAUCUUCCGCUAUCACGGCGCAAUUCAGGAUUUUAGUGGUAGUUCGUUAAUUCCCAAAUCUCUGAUGCAAUCCAAAGAACAGGUCUACGAAUUGUUGGAUCGUAAUGGAACGGUUCUUACCUUGAAUUAUGAUUUGGUUCUUCCAUUGGCCAGAUUUUUGAGCAGAGAGAAACUUAAUGUGCAUAAAUUGUACACUCAUGAAUUUGUCUAUCGUCCAAACUUGCGCGGCACGGGAAAACCGGACAAGUACAGUGCUAUGAUUUUUGACAUAUUUUCACACAACGACAAGAGUCUUGUGACAGAUUCUGCGGAAUGUAUCAAAGCCAUCGACGAAAUCGUAUGCCAAUUUCCUUGUUUUAGGGUGAAAAACGCUCAGACAUUCAUCUUGAUUAAUCAUCUGGAUAUUCUCAACAGUAUUAUUGAUUUUGCCUUCGGAAGCUCGGUAAAGUUGUCUCGGAGCAGGCGUUUCGAGCUCAUGGGUGUGCUAUCGCAAGUGGUCGAGCGUAGCCCAGAUGAUGUUAAAAACUUCUUGAGAACUGACUUCAAAGUUCCGCAUACUGUUGUAAAGGAUUUGUUUGAUUUGUUCAAUUUCACGAUGGACCCUGUGAAAGGUAUCCAGAAACUUCGUAAGAUUAUGGUUGACUCACCACUUCUUUCUCGAAUUGAACGCUGUUCAAGUGAAUUACAGCAAAUCAUUCAAAUUGCAAAGAAGAUGGGCAUCAAGACUACUCUUACGUUUAAUCCUUUGAGCAACUACAAUGCUAAUUACUAUGAUAGUGGACUCAUGUUUCAGGUCAUACAUCGAAUGGACAAGAACAGAAAGUUCUGUCGUGUUGCUACAGGUGGGCGUUUUGACCGAUUAAUUGAGUACCUAUCAAAUGAAGGCCUGACUCUGGCUCGAACACCCCAUGGUGUUGGAUUUCAACUCAAUACCACUCUACUCUUCCUCUUGAUGAAAAAUUCCAAAUGGAAAAAUGGAAAAGAAGCGGAGAAUGUCCGACUGGUGCGCUGUGACGUUUUGGUAUACUCCUUGCAGGAGAAUAUAUUCAAAGACUGCGGCUACGAGCUAAUGGGUACGUUAUGGGCACAUCAAAUCUCAGCAGAUUGGUUCACAUUCACCUCCAAUGAAGAUUUGGUUCGAAAAGCCACCUCAGACGGCACUAAUUGGAUUGUUCAGUUGAGACAACCAGUUGCGCAAGGCAAAAAGGCAAACAAGAGCCUGUUCAAACCAAUUAGGGUCAAGGACAUCGCUGCUAAUAAGGACAUCGACUUGGAAUACAGCGAAUUGGUCGAUUUUUUGCUGAGUGAAAUAGAAUUCAGGAGAUCAGAGUUGACUUCGGUGAAUCCCGCAGCAAAUGUGAGCAUCAACGAUUCGGACCAAAUUAAUGAAAAGACGCAAGUGGGUGAAUUAAUUUUCAAUGUUGAAAUUGACCAGAAAGUCAUCGUUGUUCCCAACUCAGCACCUAGAGGUCGGAAGAAUAAUAAAAAAGAUAAAUGGGAACUUGAGAACGAUUCAAAGUUGGCUGCUGCUGACACCAUAAAGACUUUAGCCAAUGCAACAAUUGUGACAGUUGAUCUGACAGAUGCGGUUCUCGAUAUGAUUCUGUCGACCUCGUUACAGGUUCUGCAAGAGGAAUGGCUCAAGCGAGCUUUUUCCACUAACAAUAAACUUCCAAAAACAUUUGCCAUACUGAUUCAUGAUACAUUGAUGAAGGAAUACCUGCGCGGUGCGCGGUGGGCGAUUUUGCAUUCACCCCGAAGUGAUAAAACCAGCAUAAUUGACUUGCAACGAUAA
Messenger RNA from Australozyma saopauloensis, 5100 nucleotides. RefSeq names its product serine/threonine-protein kinase (gene GCN2). Lineage: Eukaryota; Fungi; Ascomycota; Pichiomycetes; Serinales; Metschnikowiaceae. Gene Ontology annotation, cellular component: nucleus; cytosol; cytoplasm. The record is from RefSeq and is a predicted model, not a curated record. The transcript has a single exon. Gene Ontology annotation, biological process: negative regulation of cytoplasmic translational initiation in response to stress; regulation of translational initiation by eIF2 alpha phosphorylation; DNA damage checkpoint signaling. Gene Ontology annotation, molecular function: eukaryotic translation initiation factor 2alpha kinase activity; ATP binding; protein binding. Bases 1 to 5100 code for a protein of 1699 amino acids.